AUGCAAAAUAAUAACAGUCCAGUACCUCCACCAAGUUUAUUCCGGAGGAAGAAAGAGAAUAGACGUGGUAUCACAUAUACUAUGAUGCUUUGUGGGAACUCCGGUACCGGUAAAACCACUUUUGCUAAUAACUUAUUAGAAUCCAAUAUUUUCCCGCAUCAAUUCAGCCAUUCCGAAUAUAUGGACAAUGCUAAUUCAUUAUCUUCCAAAGUGAAGAUCAUUCAACCAACAAAAGUAGUAUCAUUUAAUUCCAAAGAUGGUAUCCCUACAUAUAUGGCUGAAUUUGAUCCACAACGUUCUGCAUUGGAAUCAGGUAUCACGAUAACUUCCACUUCUCUGGAAAUCACUAGUGCUUCUGAUGAUACUGAAAAUGCGUACGUUUCAAUUGAUGACGAUAUCAUAUCAUUUAAUUUAAUAAAUACAUAUGGUAUUAACGAAAAUUUAGAUGACUCAUUGAUAUUCAAUGAAAUAACAUCAUAUCUAGAACAACAAUUUGAUAUAGUUCUGGCAGAGGAAACAAGAAUUAGAAGAAAUCCAAGAUUUGAAGAUACAAGAGUUCAUAUCGCACUAUAUUUCAUUGAACCUACAGGUCAUGGUUUAAGAGAAAUAGAUAUCGAAUUAAUGAAACGUAUCUCACGUUAUACAAAUGUGUUACCAAUCAUAUCCAAAGCAGAUUCAUUUACUAAGGAUGAAUUGAAACAAUUUAAAAAAAUAAUAAUGAAUGAUGUCGAAAGAUUUAAUGUCCCUAUCUAUAAAUUUGAAAUUGACCCAGAUGAUGAUGAUUUAGAAGCAAUUGAAGAAAAUAGAACAUUGGCUGCUUUGCAACCUUUCUCCAUCGUCGUAUCAGAUGUCAAAAACAAAGAAGGUAAAUAUAUUAGAGAAUACCCCUGGGGUACAGUAAGUAUUGACGAAGAUAAUGAUGUCUCUGAUCUAAACAUCUUGAAAAAUGUUUUAUUUGGCUCUCAUUUACAAGAAUUCAAAGACACUACUCAGAAUUUAUUGUAUGAAAAUUAUAGAGUGGAGAAAUUAUCUACAGUCUCCAAGAAUGAACCCUCGAGUCAAUCAUCAAAUACCCCAAAUGAUAACGAUAGACUCAAUACGAAUGAUGCAAUGUUGAAAAGACAAUCUGCUGCUCCAAGUUUAAGUAAUUUCGCCUCAUUAGUGAACACAGGGCAUUUUAAUUCUCAACAAAGUUUAAAUAUGAAUACUGUAGAUUUACCAGUUACUCCGAGUUUGAAUCAUUCGAGAAAUAAUAUCAAAGAAGAAGAUAUGGACUCAUCAUCAGAUCAUUAUUAUGAACAUCAGGCCAAAAGGGAAAUCGAAGAAGGUGAUUCCCCAAUCAAGCAAAUGUCUCAUGAUAUUAAACAAGGAAACGAAGAAAUUAUAAGGAACAUUAAGAUAGAGUCAUCAUCACCAAGAAUCCCAGCGAAAGGAGAUGGAUUGAACGAUAUUGCAGAGAGAUCUAAAUUAAGAAAUAUUUCAGAGACGGUCCCAUAUGUGUUGAGACAUGAACGUAUAUUAGCAAGACAACAAAAAUUAGAAGAAUUAGAAGCACAAUCUGCAAAGGAAUUAACUAAAAGGAUUCAAGAAUUGGAGAAAAAGGCUCAUGAUUUAAAACUAAGAGAAAAAUUACUGAAACAACAGCACAAAAAUGGUUCAUCAUCUUCACUGUUAUCACAAAGUAGGAUAAAGAAAGAUGAUACAAUGACAGAUUUGGCUUCAAUACUUUCUAAAGACCAAUGA
This is a messenger RNA of Naumovozyma dairenensis CBS 421, 1743 nucleotides long. RefSeq names its product septin SHS1 (gene SHS1). Gene Ontology annotation, cellular component: cytosol; septin complex; cell division site. The record is from RefSeq and is a predicted model, not a curated record. The transcript has a single exon. The coding region runs from base 1 to 1743 and encodes 580 amino acids. NCBI's taxonomy places the organism in Eukaryota, Fungi, Ascomycota, Saccharomycetes, Saccharomycetales, Saccharomycetaceae. Gene Ontology annotation, biological process: cytoskeleton-dependent cytokinesis; actomyosin contractile ring assembly; protein localization to bud neck. Gene Ontology annotation, molecular function: GTP binding; molecular adaptor activity; GTPase activity.